AUGUCAAAUUUCCUGGUGCGCCUUGACAUUCGUGUUUCUCUCUUUCCUCGUUGUCCAGCUCAAUUCCUGUAUUCUGCCUUGAGGGCGCGUUUGCAGAACGUGGUGCUUGAGCUGCAAAGAGCUACAAAGAGCAUUGAGCCUGCCACUUUCGACAGUUCUCGAUAUCAGCAAACGCCUCACACAAUGUUCGAAAACUUUCAUCAAACAUAUCGUAACCAGGAAGAUGCACCAUUUGAAUACAUCAAACUUCUCGGUCGCGGCUCUGGCGGCACAGUGGACGAGGUACGACACAGGACCACCAAGGAUAUUUAUGCGCGGAAAUGCAUCAAUCUACCACCCCAAGCCAAGUCCACAUCAAAACAAGAGUGGCGUGCGGCAAAGAUGAAAAAGAUUGAAGAGGAGGCCCGCAUAAUCCGACGCCUACGCAAUAACCCUCACAUAGUGGAAGUCGUGGGAACUUAUGAGACUACUGACGGGUAUCGGCCUCUUUUCUGUAUCAUUCUUCUGCCCCUAGCUGAGAGGGACCUUGGAGACAUGAUUACCCAUGUUGCACAGCUACAAGAAGGGGAGGAGAAGAAUGACGCUAUACGGACUAUGAGGCAUUGGGGUGCAUGUCUCGUGCGCGCGACGAAUUACAUGCAUGAGAGGCGUGUCAAACAUAAAGACAUCAAGCCAGGCAACAUACUCGUUCGCGGUGAGGAGAUAUGGAUCACCGACUUCGGGAUUGCCAAGGAAUUCUUGGACCAAAACUCAGAAAGCGUCGCCACACACGUUGAAGGCACCCUGACAUACUGUCCACCAGAAGCCCUGAAUAACAAGCGACGUGGCCGAGCGUCUGACAUGUUCUCACUCGGCUGCUGCUUCCUCGAAAUGGCUACCGUAAUGAUCACCGAUGGGAAACUCGAGGACCUGAAGCAGCUGAGAAAAGGCAAACCAUAUGCCGAAUCGGAACAAGUCAUCUUACGCUGGAUAUUCUAUCUCUUCAGUGUACUAGCCGCUCGAAACCUUCGCAUCGCGCAAACAACCGGCUUCCAAGAUUCCAUGUCGAGUACGUCAAGCGACGCCAUAGUCGUUCGCCACGCGGUCCUGUUACCCGCGUUUGCCUUCGUAAUGAUGGACCCAAACUCCGCCCAAAGAAUCACAGCACGACAGCUGGUCAUACUAAUAUCCGUCUUCCAGGAAGACAUGUAUUGUGCGAAGUGCAAGGUAGGCGUGCCUAAGGAGGACCCAAUGCAUGGGUUGCACUCUAAGUUCAAAUCUCGGAAGGAAUCUCCAGAACUAGAGUAUCCUCCGAAUCCUGAAGAUGUAUUGAAGCCAGGUUUCCCAGUACCCGUUGAUUGGGAGGCCGCGAAGAGGGAUUGGCUGAAAGAACAUAUUGUCCUUUCUUUGUUUCGUCCCACCUGUUCUUUAUUUCCUUUUUCCCCCAAACCCAUAGAAGGCACAGUCCAUAACGCCGACUCGAAUUUCCGCGAUACUUUACCACCCAAGUGCGGCCGAUCUACCUCAAAAUUCUACUUCAGCCGACUCGCAGGGAGCAUACGCGUUGAGAAAGCACUGCUCGUAUUAGCUGUCUUGCAAGAAACUAUCAAAAUAGGGCAGGCAAUACACCAGAAGAUAGGCCGAACUCACUCUUCCGUUAGGGAAUUGAUUGAACGAAUCGCUGUCCUUCAGAAUAGGGCCCCAUCUUCGUCCUGCGUCUCGCUGCAUCCGGCUGCUCAUUAUUGUCCAUUCCAGUCCCAAAUAGACGCAUCCAAGAGUGUAAAUGUCCGUCCCGAAUUCGUCUUCGGGUGUUCCAAACGUAUCUUGAUCUUUCCUGCUGCCUCGUGUAAAAAAAAUCCUACUCUAUCGUCUCCUCACCUCUUGCUCCGCGUUGGUGGCAUCAGACUUGCUUUCUCUAGCUUGCGCUGUUGCUUGUCUUCCCAAACCGGCAACACAAUCCACAAUUAG
Lindgomyces ingoldianus is the source of this 1947-nucleotide messenger RNA. RefSeq names its product kinase-like protein. The record is from RefSeq and is a predicted model, not a curated record. Lineage: Eukaryota; Fungi; Ascomycota; Dothideomycetes; Pleosporales; Lindgomycetaceae. Gene Ontology annotation, molecular function: ATP binding; protein serine/threonine kinase activity. Gene Ontology annotation, biological process: protein phosphorylation; mitotic DNA damage checkpoint signaling. The coding region runs from base 1 to 1947 and encodes 648 amino acids. Gene Ontology annotation, cellular component: cytoplasm; nucleus. The transcript is spliced from 10 exons.